AUGACCCUCGGUCAAGCAUUUGGAGGCUACGAGGCGGUUAUCCGGCGACACGCAGACCAGCUCGAGACAAUUCGCGAGCAAUUCUUGACAGUUCCAUUGGGAGGAACAGCCAUUGGGACCGGCUUUGGGUCCAAGUCAGGGUACAAAGCGGCCGUAUUCCGACAUCUGUCCUCACUGUUCGACGCAAGGGUACAACCCGCUGGUCAUGCAUUUGAUGGUAUGCAAAAUAUGGACAACUGUGCCCGUCUUUCCGGGGAAUUGCGGAAUACUGCGAACACUCUGUGGAAGAUUGCCAACGACCUUGUCGUGUUAUCUUCCGGUCCCACUGGUGGAAUUAACGAGAUCACUUUGCCUUCCGUCCAAGCCGGAUCCUCGAUCAUGCCUGGAAAGGUUAAUCCAGUCAUCCCCAUAGCGGUAUGUCAGGUCGCCUUUGCUAUCACCGGCAACGAUACCGCAAUUGCAAUGGGGUGCCAGCAAGGCCUGCUCGAAAUCAAUCACUUUGAGCUGCUUGUAUGCGAUCGCCUCCUUGACAGCAUUCGUCUACUCACCGGCGCUACUGGAAUCUUCACCCGCCGGUGCAUCGACAACAUCGUUGCCAAUGAAGAAGUCUCUCGGAAGCAUUUGCUCGCAUCCAGCGCGUUGGCUACAGCACUCGUGCCAACUCUUGGUUAUGCACGAGUUUCGACCAUCGUCCGUGCUGCCCUCACAGAAAAAUGGCCUUUUCUAAAUGUUGUAAUCGAGAAAGGGUUGCUCACAGAAGAUGAGAUCACGUCAGCCAUUGAGUGCUCAAUCCAGGACAACUAUGUUUAA
This is a messenger RNA of Penicillium digitatum Pd1, 810 nucleotides long. Its product is annotated as Fumarate hydratase. Gene Ontology annotation, molecular function: aspartate ammonia-lyase activity. Gene Ontology annotation, cellular component: cytosol. The record is from RefSeq and is a predicted model, not a curated record. NCBI's taxonomy places the organism in Eukaryota, Fungi, Ascomycota, Eurotiomycetes, Eurotiales, Aspergillaceae. Gene Ontology annotation, biological process: aspartate metabolic process; tricarboxylic acid cycle.